Molecule: messenger RNA, 504 nt
Organism: Penicillium concentricum
Lineage: Eukaryota; Fungi; Ascomycota; Eurotiomycetes; Eurotiales; Aspergillaceae
Exons: 1
Coding region: 1-504 (167 amino acids)
Source: RefSeq, a predicted model, not a curated record
AUGCCAGAGAAAUGCCUAGGCAGCUUGGAACACCGGCCUGACAUGGAUAAGGGACAUGUGGAGAAAGACGAAAUCCAGAAUAGGUUCAGAAAUUUGAAAGAGACAGUCCACAGACAAGAGGAAAGACCCAAGAAAUCUGAACUACAGGAGGAUAUAGUUCAAGAAAAGAUUACCAGCUUGCAAGAGCAGCUCAGCAUACAAGGCUUCUUUCAAAAAUACAGUGGGUUAAAAGAGAGGCUCGCCAUGCAUGAAAGACUCCUAGAGAUUGCGGAUCAACAAAUAAACACACAGCAAGAGCUCAUAAAACACUUGUUUGAAGCGCAAACCUCAACUUCACGACAACUUGCCCUUAUUAAACAAAAGCUUUCGCAACAACCUGAAUGUAUGCAACAGCCACAAGUGGAAGAACCCGAGGGACAGCAGUCUAAUCCGGGUGGAGGAGUCAACAAAAGUACAUAUGCUUCUGAUUAUGUCCUUGUCUCGGAAGAUGAAGCCGCCAAUUAA